AUGGGACUCAACUUCGUGCAAGUCAACCUCAACCAUUGUCGCGUGGCACAAGACCUCGUCGCGCAAUUCAUGGUUGAAGAAAGAGUCGACGUUGCCCUGCUCAGCGACCCCUACAAUGCGGAUAACCCAUCCAGCGCCUGGCACGUGAGCGCAGGACAACGGAAGGCGGCCAUCUAUGUUGCGAGCACGGGAGUAACGGUGGCCAACGUCAUCAGCGACCCCGAGUUCGUCUCAGUUCGGCUUAACGGCGUCCAAGUGUACAGCUGCUACGCGUCGCCCAACAGACCCCUCGAAGACUUCCAGGACCUUCUCCGCCGUCUCGAGGACAGCAUCAGGACCGUUCAACAGGAAGCCCCCGUCCUCGUCACCGGGGACCUCAACGCGAGAUCCGCUGCGUGGGGCGACUGGGUCGACAACAGGAGAGGUGAAGAACUGGAGCUGCUGAUCGAGUCCCUCGGCCUGGUCAUUGCGAACUCGGGCUCAACUCCAACUUUCUCAAGAGGCGCCGGAUCCAUCGUCGACGUCACCCUGUCCUGCGACUCCUUGGCUGCUCGCAUCACAGACUGGAGAGUACUGGAGUCGGUGUUCAACAACAGCGAUCACCAUUACAUCAGGUUCUCCCUGACUCCCGGACGCGACCGAGACAGAGCCCCUCCCGCGACAACAGUCGCCCCACGCGCCUGGAACACUGCGGGCGGUGUCGCCAACGACACCUUCCUCGCCGGACUGAUCCUGGCCGAGUGGCUCGAGCAAGGCGGCCUCCAGGACUGGCAAGAUGCUGAGCGCGGGGCCUCCGCAUUUCGAUCGAGGGUCACAGCAGCCUGUGACCUUGCCUUUUCCGCCCGCCGGACACCCAAUCAUAGGAAGCCUCCCGUUCACUGGUGGAACGCGGACAUCGAGGCUCUCCGCGCCGACUGCACCAGGGCCAAACGCCGGAUGACGAGGAUGACCGCCCGGGUGUCAAGACUGCGGCGCCGCCAGGCCAACGAGUUCGACGAAGAACGGGCAGAAGCUGAGCUCGCCUUGACCAACGGUGCUUACCGUGAAGCCAAGAGGCAGUUGAAGAUCGCCAUCCUGCGCAGCAAGAAGACGUGCUGGAAAGAGCUAAUUUCCUCAGUGGACACCGACCCGUUCGGUAAGCCAUACAAACUGGUGAUGCGCAAGCUGAGAGGUCCCCCACCAACAGCCUCGAUGGAAUACGCGACGCUGCAGUCGGUCGUCGAUACCCUGUUCCCGAAACACCAAGCGAGAACGGACGGCCCGCUGGUCCCUGCGGAUCCUGUAGUCCUGUUCACGGCUUGGGAAGUGGACUUGGCGGUCGAGAGGGCGGGCAGCAAGAACAAAGCCCCAGGCCCAGACGGACUCACUGGCAAGAUACUCCGAGCGGUGCACAAGGCGCACCCGAACAUCCUACCGGACCUAUACAACAGCUGCCUCCGCAGUGGGACCUUCCCUAAGGAAUGGAAGACCGCUAGGGUGGUGCUGCUGAAAAAAGGGAACAAGCCGGACGGUGUACCCUCUUCCUACAGGCCUCUCUGCCUGUUGAAUGACGUCGGCAAGAUCCUCGAGUUCCUGCUCGCGCGAAGACUAGAGGACCACAUGUCGGACAGCGGUGGGCUCUCGGACAACCAGUUUGGCUUCAGGAAAAAGAAGUCCACGGACGACGCGGUACGUGAGUUACAGGCCAACCUCUUGGAAGGAGUCAACGAGGGUAAGUACUGCCUAGCCGUCAGCAUCGACAUCCGGAACGCAUUCAACUCCAUCAAGUGGUCGGACAUCAUGAACGCCCUGCUGGGGUGGAGCGUCCCGCAAUACCUGCAGAACAUGUUCAGGUCGUACUUCUCCGGAAGGACAGGAACGGUGCACGCGAACUGCGCGGAGGGUGGUACCCUAGAUAUAGAGAUUUCCGGAGGCGUGCCCCAGGGUUCCGUCGUAGGCCCCCUCCUAUGGAACGCUACGUUUGAUGCCGUCCUGAGAACCGAGCUGCCCAGCGGAGCGAAGCUGCUGGGAUUCGCGGACGACACGAUGUUGGUCACCAGGGCCAAGUCGACCCAGGAGCUGGAAGAAGUGACCAAUGAAGCACUGUCCCUGUUGGAGAAGCGGAUCACUGACUUUGGCCUUCAGAUCGCGGUGGAGAAGACCGAAGCCGUCCUCUUCACGUACAAGUACAAGUACACACAGCCCGCGAUCAGACUGUGCGGCGGCGACAUUCAACUCUCGACCGAGAUGACCUAUCUUGGGAUGGUGGUUGACAAGUCGAUGCUGUUCAAGGGCCAUGUGAAGAGAGCGGCAGCCAGAGCAGCGGCUAUCGGGAACCAGUUGGCAAGGAUCAUGCCGAACAUGGGCGGGCCCCGAGAGGACCGACGACGGCUCCUGUCGUCGGUGGUGCAUUCGGUGCUCCUAUACGGUGCCCCUAGCUGGGCGCAUACGCUGGAGAUCGUGCCAGGAAACGUCCGGACCCUGAACAGAGCCCAACGGAGAGUUCUUCUCCGAUGUGCCUGCGCGUACCGCACCGUCUCCGAGGCGGCAACUAACGUGAUCGCCUCAACGCCGCCUGCAGACCUCUUGGCGAAGGAGAGAGAGACGGUGUUCGACCAGAGACGGGGCCCCGCAGCACCCACGGCAGGCAACGUUCCGAGGACCAACACAAUGGAGGCGUGGCAGGAGAGAUGGUCGACGGAGGAAUCUGGCAGCUGGACCAGACGGUUGAUCCCGGACGUCCGUCCCUGGUGCGCCAGGAGCCACGGGCUGACAACAUUCCACCUGACGCAAUUCCUGUCGGGACACGGAUGUUUCGGCCAGUAUCUGCACCGUAUCCGGAAGCUGGACAACCCGAGGUGUGUGGACUGUCUCGCGCCAGUUGACGACGCAGAACACGCGAUCUUCGUUUGCGAUAGGUGGUGGCGUCGGAGAAUGGAGCUGAAAGUUACUAUCAACGACACAUUCACUCCUGAGACCGUAGUGGGGAAGAUGCUGGAGUCACAGUACAACUGGACGGCAGUAGAGCAAUUCGUGAAGGAGGUGCUGACGAAGAGGGAAUCCGAGGAAAGAGAACGGCAACGUCAAGAAUAA
Macrosiphum euphorbiae (potato aphid) is the source of this 3072-nucleotide messenger RNA. Lineage: Eukaryota; Metazoa; Arthropoda; Insecta; Hemiptera; Aphididae. The record is from the annotation of a GenBank genome assembly.